CCGGCCGGUCAGUGAGCGGCGGCGUGUUCCCGCAGGUACCCGCUGUUCCAGAGGGGCGGCCCGCAGCUGCGGAUCUUCCGUCCCAACUUCUUCAUGCUGUUGGUGCGGCCCGGCGUGCCCCAGCCCGAGGACACCGUGCAGUUCCGCGUGUCCAUGGAAAUGACAAAAUUGGAUAUCAGGAAUUACCUUCAAAGAAUAUACAAUGUGCCAGUAGCUGCUGUGAGGACCAGGAUACAGUAUGGUGCAAACAACAAGAGGAAUCACAGGAAUCAAAGAGUGAAGAAGCCAGAUUACAAGGUUGCCUAUGUACAGCUGGGCCAAGGACAAACCUUUCAGUUUCCCAACCUAUUUCCAGAGAAAGAACAAGAUGCAGAAACUCGCUCUUUCGAUGACUUCAGGGAUAAAUAUAUGGAGAAAGAGAAGCUGAAGGAGGAAGGUGACCCCAGACGAGGUGGAGUCCCUGAUUGGUUUGGACUUUGAUGCAACAAGCCAGCUGCUUUCUUUUAUGCUCAGAGGGAUUUUGAUUAGCACAAGUUCCACUCUUGUCUUCUCUUCUUCUCUUCUUGUAAUGACCGAAUGUUUAUUCUUGAGCAGCCCUUGCUAGCAUGUCUUUUUCUCUGGCUGUUUGUACAUGACUACAACAAAACGGCCCUGAAGAAAUAAAAAGGUAAAACAAA
This is a messenger RNA of Pyrgilauda ruficollis (rufous-necked snowfinch), 677 nucleotides long. It is a transcript of the gene MRPL23, whose product is annotated as mitochondrial ribosomal protein L23. Gene Ontology annotation, biological process: mitochondrial translation. The transcript is spliced from 4 exons. NCBI's taxonomy places the organism in Eukaryota, Metazoa, Chordata, Aves, Passeriformes, Passeridae. The record is from RefSeq and is a predicted model, not a curated record. The coding region runs from base 94 to 480 and encodes 128 amino acids. Gene Ontology annotation, cellular component: mitochondrial large ribosomal subunit; ribosome. Gene Ontology annotation, molecular function: structural constituent of ribosome.